AUGACAUUCCCGAAUGACUCGAUUGCGAGAUUCGAGAGAGAAGUUGAUACUAAAUAUCUGGUAUUCCCUCAAGGCAGCAACGUUCAACUCGUCUACUGCUUGACCAUCGGUACACUCACGAAGCCAGCAGGAAUGUACACCAUCAGCAUUACUGCCGGACUGGCGUGGGAACUACCCUAUAGAAAUAGCGUGCCAUACAGGAAGUCGGCCGAGGUUUAUCAUCGUCGAAGCAGAAGGGAGCUAUAUCGUAAAAUAGAGCUAAUGCUGAGAACGCAGCAGAAGGACGGCAAGGCGUGCGUCCUCAAGGCGAUCUGCCGGGCGGCCAGGCGGACGCGCGAAGACGUCGGCAAGGGGAGCUUCCUCGAGGAGAUCCUUCACGUUAUAUUCACCCUCCCCGGGGGACGAUACGACAUCGAUCCGAUGACCGAGUACGAGCGAACUUAUCACUUGGGUGAGAAUUGCGAGGAGGUGCACGCCAAGUGUCCGGAUGUCUUCUGA
Molecule: messenger RNA, 498 nt
Organism: Odontomachus brunneus
Lineage: Eukaryota; Metazoa; Arthropoda; Insecta; Hymenoptera; Formicidae
Exons: 4
Coding region: 1-498 (165 amino acids)
Source: RefSeq, a predicted model, not a curated record